This is a messenger RNA of Drosophila miranda, 2303 nucleotides long. RefSeq lists its product as uncharacterized. The record is from RefSeq and is a predicted model, not a curated record. Lineage: Eukaryota; Metazoa; Arthropoda; Insecta; Diptera; Drosophilidae. Bases 120 to 2069 code for a protein of 649 amino acids. The transcript has a single exon.
AGUCUUCCCCCGAACCCGGCAGAAGUAGUAGCAAAGUUUUGGAGCAGCCCCAGGAGCCCCCAAAAGUCCUACUAGUCACUAAUCCCCUUGAUUGGGAACCCAGUGAAUCCAAGAGCAAGAUGCGUUUGUUCGUACUCGGCCUGCUGGCCCUGGGCUCGGUCCAGGCCUUCUCCGUUGUGAGAACCAUCCAACCCCGGCCAAAUCCUCAGCUGGUGGCCUAUGCACCGACCCGUGGCGAGUUUCCUGUGGCAAGUGGCCUAGCCCAGGGCUAUGUCCGCUAUCUGGACGGCACGGGAGCGGAGCGCCUGCUGGCCUACAACUAUCCCGAGCCGCUGCACGGCAUCCGUGCCAGCCCCAGCCUUUUGCGAUCUGGUCUGGCGGAAGAGCAGCAGGACACUGCCCUCUUUCGGGCCUGGUGCGAGCAGCGCUACAACGUCAUGCGCCUCGAACUGGAGCGCCUGCGCGCCCAAGGACUGAAGCCCUCGCCCCAAAUGAUGGCCCAGUUCGAGCCCCUCGAGCAGAUCGUCAAGUUCUCGGCCUUUGAUGCAGUGCCUGGUCUCAGUCCGGAGGUACAGCGUGCCCGUGACGAGCAGUUGCGUAUCUGGAACGAAGCGCGGCUGGAGACUCACUACACAGACUUCAAGCCCCAAGAGAACAUCGUCCAGGUGAAGACUGCCCAAAAGGAGGCGAUCCCAGUGAUCUACGGCCAGCAGCAACAGUACCAGAUCAAGAGCUCCAACCCUCUGGUGGCCACGAAGACUAUUGAGACACCGCAGACGCACUCCUAUGGACAGUUUGCUCCUAGUCCGCAGAACCCGUUCCUGUUGAAGGCUGCUACGAUUCCCGUAUACACUGGCCCCACCAACGAAUCACCCCAUCCCGUGGAGGAAACCCCAGAGGUGAAGCUGGCCCGCGAGGAGCAUCUCAAGCAGUUCAACGAGACCCCGGAGGUGAAGCUGGCCCGGAAAGAGCAUCUCAAGCAGUUCAACGAAGCUCUGCUCCGCCAACCUGCCAAUAAACCCAUCCUUAAGUCCACACUAGUACUGCAGCAGAAUCUUUUCACUCCUUCCCAUGCGAGCAUUAAGACCAUUCAGACACCUCAACCUGUGGAGGAGACUCCGGAGAUGAAGCUGGCCCGGGAAGAGCAUCUCAAGCAGUUCAACGAGGCCAUUCUCAGACAACCCAUUGAUGUUCAGCAGCAGCCGCUGAUCCCGAUUGCGCCCUUUGCUCCUUUCCCCAAUUUGAAGGCUGGCCUCGUCCAGGGUCCCCAGCCAAUCCAGGAAACUCCCGAAGUUAUUCGGGCCCGCGAGCAGCACCUCAUUCUGCUUGGCCAGGCCAAGCUGAAGGCCGAGGACAAGGUGGCCGAUAUCGAGGACCUGAUUCGCCUCGAGGAGCUCGAUCGGGACAACGAGAAGCUGCGGGAAAAGGAGCGACAAGAGAUGGAGCAGAAGGAGGCUGCACUGGAGCAAUUGCGGGAACAAGAGCGCCUCAGCCAGGAGACGCGCCUCCUCGAGACCGAACGUCUCAAGAUCGAGGAAGAAGACCGCCAGCGGCUGUACUCUGAGCGGGAGGCCGAGCAGCAGGAGCUGAAAAGCACCAACUACGAGACGGAGACUCCCACCGACAGCUCCCUUCCCAUCUUCCUGUAUGUCGGUGUCGUUGCCGAUGCCGCGCAGGGUAACAUCAAGAUCCUGGCCUCCCAGCCAGCUCCUGCUCCAGCACAGCCGCAAGGACAGACCAUCAGCCAGCAGCAGUCGGUCCAGAACGGAUUCUUCCUGCGCAUCGAAACGAAUCAGCCCAAUGCCAUCCAGAGCUCCACGGCACCAAUCAGUGGUCCAUCGAUUGUCUAUACGGACAAGGGACUAGGAAAUCCCUUCCUGGUUCGCUACACCGAACAGUUGCAGCAGCCACUCCAGGUCCUCCCAUCCUCCUCGGUUCCUAUCGAGAGUACUGGAGUCAGCGAACUGGAGCUGGCCACCCGGGAACACCUGCGUGCCCAUGAGAUCGCGCUGGAGCAGCUGCGUCUGGCCAAUCUGGGGAAUCCCUGGAACCCCGAUUGUGACCACUGAGAAGCGAGAUGAUCCUUAAGAGACCCCCUACCAUCCAUCCAAUUCGAUUCACUUGCAUUGCCCUUAGGAUAACCAAGACACCCACGAUAUUCGCACUAACAGUAAAACCCAUUAUUCACACUCACACUGACACCCACACCCACACCCUCAUACUGAUACUCAUACUCGUACACCUGCAUAGCUUAAGCUCCCAAUUCGAAAUGCAUUCAGUUGAUAUACAACGCAAAAACGAGA